This is a messenger RNA of Peronospora matthiolae, 681 nucleotides long. The record is from the annotation of a GenBank genome assembly. NCBI's taxonomy places the organism in Eukaryota, Oomycota, Peronosporomycetes, Peronosporales, Peronosporaceae.
AUGGUACACCUUGUGGCUGUACGGGAGUCAAUCACGGCAAGUGGCUGUGCUUGUGUCUUUAUCGACACCAUCUUCCGACUUCAUGGGUUGUCCCGUGAACUCGUAUCAGACAGAGAUCCACGAUUCACUGCUGAUUUCUGGCGCUCCGUGUUCAAAUCACUCGGAACGCGCUUGAAGAUGUCUACAUCUGAUCAUCCAGAGUCAGAUGGUCAGACGGAACGUGCCAAUCGUGUCUUCGAAGAGAUACUUCGAGGAUACGUACACUCCUUUGAGAGUUGGAGUGAGUUCUUGCCAAUGGUAGAGUUUGCCAUUAACAACUCGGUACGUGCGUCCACGACACAUACACCGUUUUACGUGAAUGGCUUGCGCCAUCCGCGUGUACCCACCUUACUCGAGUGUAACUCUGGUUUAAGGGCUCGCGCGAGCAAAAACCGAUUUGGUUCACGCUCAUCACGCUCUGACGAUGAGGUCAUUGCGUUUGAUGCCGAUAUCGAUGUUAUCGAUAUCGAAGAAGAUGAUGCCAGUGAGAGUGCGGAAGCCCUCACUGAAGAAAAGGUUGAUGUUGCUGCAGUGCGCUCACAGCGCACUCAAGCUAACGAGUCAUCAGAUGAGUUCAUACUGGCUCGUGAAACGGUAGUCCGUUUUGUGCAAGAUUCCAUCGCCGAAGCGGUGGAUAAGUAA